This is a messenger RNA of Micropterus dolomieu (smallmouth bass), 851 nucleotides long. RefSeq names its product SH3 domain-containing kinase-binding protein 1. Bases 143 to 565 code for a protein of 140 amino acids. NCBI's taxonomy places the organism in Eukaryota, Metazoa, Chordata, Actinopteri, Centrarchiformes, Centrarchidae. The transcript has 5 exons. The record is from RefSeq and is a predicted model, not a curated record.
GUGGAGCUAAACUUAGCCCUGACAGUACCACACCUCAUCACAACAUACUCUGCAGACCACAGUGAGCUACAAUGGCUGGUGUCCUGUUACCACAGAUGCUGCUGUAUCUCAUCGGUGACGCUGGCUAAACAAGGUAACACUCAUGAUGGAGGAAGAAAGAAAAGAAAACCAGAGUGAAGAGCUGGAAUCUUUAACACUCUCAAGAAACUCUCAGGAAACAAGUCACAAUGGGUCUGCCCUGCCUGCAGCAGCGAGGUCCAAAGGUGCGCCCACGCAGUCCUUCUCCUCUCUGUUACCAAAGGCUCUCUCUGCUGUGCUACAUCCAACGUUGCCCCCAGGUCUCAACUCCAACCCCCAGCCCAGCAGAGAUCGGGUGAAACACACUUCACCGAAUCUGGAACAACUUCAGACAGAGCUGAGAGACCUGAGGGACCAGUUUGAUCAGAUGAAGAGUCAGCACAACAAAGAAAUUAAACUGCUGAUGAAUGAGCUCGAUGAAGAGAAAAGGAUUCGCUUGACUUUACAGAUGGAGAUCCAACGUAUGAAGAAGCACAUGUCUAAAUAAGUGGAGAACUUCACCAUCACCACAGACAAGCUUGAGAAGUUUUAAAAGGUCGUGUUCUGCACUCUGAGAAAUAAUAUUUUUCUACGUUUUGAAAAGACCACCUUUUUGAUGAAAAGUUCUUAUUUUUUAGCGAAACACUUCUCUUAGAUGGUCAUUUUCAUUUUGUUUUUGUUGGGCUGGCCAAGAGGACUGAAUGUUUUUACUGAGUCAUUGCUGAAAGUGCAAACAUGAUGCACACUGGGAGCUGCAAAAAACAAAUAAAAAAAAAACCUGUCACUUGAGCCGA